Molecule: messenger RNA, 1902 nt
Organism: Klebsormidium nitens
Lineage: Eukaryota; Viridiplantae; Streptophyta; Klebsormidiophyceae; Klebsormidiales; Klebsormidiaceae
Source: the annotation of a GenBank genome assembly
UGCAGCCUGCAACCAGUGCAAGAACUUGAAGACGUGCUCCCUCACCUGGUUCCUGAGUUUCUCCAACGCCUUGACUCUGAGCCUCAGACUCAGAGGCAGAGUCAAGUUGAGGAGAUGGCUGGUCAAAUGGGCGGAGCCGAAUUGAGAGUUUUGCAACGCUGGCGAAGCUGCCUUUCCCAGCACCGGAGGUUGCAAUCCCGCUCUACGGUCAAUGGUGCGAAUGAAUUGAAAGGGUGCAAAUGCUGAUACCCAAUGCAGCUCAGUCAGCUUUGAAGCGCCAAGAGAGAGGCUGCAUCUUUCGAAUGUUGCUGCAUGUAAUGCUCUGAGAAGAAAGCUGGAAGGGACAGCAUUUGAACCCUCAGUUGAUGGUCUAUCUCCGGAGGCUUUUGUAAGCAUACGUGCAAGGUGAACUUGCGACACUGGAAAUCAAAGCGAUGACCCUUUUCCCGCUGUUUCAGUGGCCACUUAGGAGCACACUAGCAACUUCGGCUCUCCUUCUCUUCAGCUUAGGUCUUAGCUCAGCGUCCUCAAUGGGUGAGCCUCAGGUCAAAAGGUGGUAUGUUGAAAAGAAUGCAUUUGGGGCAGGGCAGCCUCCAAAGCAGUUACGAUUGACUGCACCUGAGAUGCCCCACCAGUAUCCUGUGCUCAUAUUUCAGCAUGGUACCAGUAUGUACACGGCUUGGUACUCCACCAUCCUCGACCACGUCGCGUCCAGAGGCUACGUUGUCAUUGCACCUCAGAUGUACACGAUCUGCCCGCCAAAGUCCACGGACGCGAACGAAGAAAUCUUGGAGGCGGCCGCCGUCAUCCACUGGAUCUCGUCCAAUCAGGACAAGCUGGGCCUGCCCCUGGGGGUCACUCUCGACUUCGACAAACUCGCGCUUGCAGGGCACAGCCGGGGCGCUAAGGUCGCCGUAGCGCUGGCCAGGAAGCUCCUGAACACUGACGUCACGAUGCGCGCGCUGGCGGCGCUGGACCCAGUCGACGGGCCCAAGAACGGGAACCCGAUUGCGAAAGACACGCGCCCGAGCGAACCGGCCACCUCCGAAUGUUCCACCGACCACUCCGUCGACUUGGGUGUCCCCGCCCUCCUGUUCGGUUCCGGGCUUGGGGGAUCCCCCACGCUCGGAGGCCUAGCCGGGCCCUGCGCCCCGGCCGCGCUUGGAUACGCCCAGUUCUUCAGGGCGUUCAAAAGCACGACGUAUCAGUUCGUGGCCAAGGACUACGGACACAUGGACAUUCUGGACGGGAAGAAGGAGGGUUGUCCGUCGUUCUCACGUUUCAAGAAUUGUUUGGCGACCAAGGUGUGCCCGGGGUGUGGCCCCGGGCGGAGCCGCGGGGAGCUGAGAAGCUACCUGGGGGAUCUGCUGGUCGCCUUUCUGGACUCUUCCUUAAAAAACAAGCCCGGGGGCUUAGAAAAGCUGAGAGUGGAGUGGGAGAGCGCUCCCAUUGCGGUCGAACAGCCGAAGGUCUAUGCCAGCCCCAGUUCGGAACCGGGCCGGGGACCGGAUCAGUCCACGUCUCACUAUGAGAGUCCAACGAGAGUUCUAGAGCCGGCAUCAGUGUAACUGAGAAUGUUUGAUCAGGGUCGAACUGAGCAUGUAGUGAUUGAACAUAUAGUGAUAGCCCGAUGCAGAAUCUCCACAAUGGGUGCAAGCAACGAGGCCGAUUGGACCUUCCGCGUCCGUCGCAACACGUCGACUCUUUGGGCUGUUCCCCGAGUUAGGACGGACUGUCAAUUUAAGGCUGAGGACUGGUCCCAGAGCUUGAGCACGCCUUUCACGUCGAUCAGCUAGUAGGUCGGCGUGAUCAAGCAAAGAGAGCGGGUCAGAAAUAGUUUGGAGAUGCACCGCAUGCCAAGCAUGAAGCCUAUAUAUGAAGACCUGCGGAUCGAGGUGGUGA